CUCAAUCUCACUAAUUCAGAAAGUGAUAGAUAGAAUUUAAGUACAAUUUCGUAAGAGUGUUCGCUUUCUUUCCUUCUUUUUCAACAACAAACUUUUUCCCACUUCUUAUUCAUUCCUUUAAACCUCUUCACUUUCUAUUGUCCUUCACAAUGCAUCCAUCACACAUAUACUCCGGAGGAUUUGUUGGCUUGAUCGUUUUUAUUCUCGAUUUAAUUGCCAUUUUCGAGGUUAUCAACUCGCACCGCAGUGUCACUUCCAAGCUGCUCUGGUCUCUUCUCAUCUUCUUAUUCCCUAUCUUGGGGCUCAUUCUUUACUUCUUAUUCGGAGGCCGUGAGGAGCAUAGCUCUGGCUAUGAAGUUGUUGCUUAAUAUAAGAAAUCAUGAAGCGAGGAUACGACGGAGUAUUUUCUAGUUCUGGCGUUUGUAAUAUUUCAAUUACAUCCUGUUGACAAGACAUCACCUUACCGCACCAUCAACCUAAAUGCACUAAAUGAACUACAUACAGCAGUAUGCAGCUUCAGGCUGACUAAUUUUCCAAUAAACAUAUCGAAAGUUUAUAAUAAAUAUCGACGGACAGCACCAG
This is a messenger RNA of Lobosporangium transversale, 582 nucleotides long. RefSeq lists its product as hypothetical. Bases 150 to 368 code for a protein of 72 amino acids. Lineage: Eukaryota; Fungi; Mortierellomycota; Mortierellomycetes; Mortierellales; Mortierellaceae. The record is from RefSeq and is a predicted model, not a curated record. The transcript is spliced from 4 exons.